This is a messenger RNA of Impatiens glandulifera, 1042 nucleotides long. RefSeq names its product purple acid phosphatase 4-like. Gene Ontology annotation, molecular function: ferric iron binding; ferrous iron binding; acid phosphatase activity. NCBI's taxonomy places the organism in Eukaryota, Viridiplantae, Streptophyta, Magnoliopsida, Ericales, Balsaminaceae. The record is from RefSeq and is a predicted model, not a curated record. The coding region runs from base 1 to 1038 and encodes 345 amino acids. The transcript is spliced from 7 exons.
AUGGCUACCACCAUGGCUUUGUCCCCCUAUAGGAAUUCGCUUGUCAUUUCCCUUCGUCUUCUUCUUGUUCUCGAAUGGGUCAUUUUUCUCUCCUUCCAUUGGUCAUUCGGUUACGCGGAGCUUCAAACAUUCCACCAUCCGUUGAAACCCGAUGGCUCAAUCAGUUUUCUAGUGAUUGGAGAUUGGGGAAGAAAAGGGUAUUACAACCAAUCUGAGGUUGCACAACAGAUGGGAAGAAAAGGAGAGGAAAUGAAUAUCGAUUUUGUCGUGUCUACGGGAGAUAACUUCUAUGAUAAUGGAUUGAAGGAUAUAAACGAUCCGAAUUUUCAAGAAUCAUUCACAAAUGUCUACACUGCCAAGAGCCUCCAAAAGCCAUGGUUCAAUGUUUUAGGAAAUCACGACUAUAGAGGAGAUGUAAAGGCACAACUAAACCCCAUUCUUAGGAAAACCGAUAGUAGAUGGCUUUGCUUAAGAUCUUUCAUCCUUAACACAGAGGUGGCGGAUUUGUUUUUCGUGGACACUACACCUUUUGUCGAAGAAUAUUUUACAUCCCCCGAUGGACAAUUCUACGAUUGGCGAGACAUUCUUCCUCGACAAUACUAUAUUGCCAAUCUCCUUAAGGAUUUGGAGUUAGCAUUGGCCCGAUCAACUUCCACGUUGAAGAUAGUCAUUGGUCACCAUGCCAUUCGAAGUAUUGCUCACCAUGGAGAUACAAUAGAACUCAUCCACAUGCUUCUUCCUAUGCUUCAGGAUAACAAUGUUGAUUUUUACAUUAAUGGACAUGACCAUAGCUUGGAGCAAAUUAGUUGCAUGGGAAGCCCAAUGCAAUUUUUCACAAGUGGAGGAGGGUCCGAGGCAUGGAGAGGCGACGAAAAAGGAUUAGGAGACAAUAAAUGUGCGGUUAAUUUCUUUUAUGAUGGACAAGGUUUUAUGUCUACACAAAUUAGCUCUACCAAUGCGAAGUUUGUGUUCUAUAAUGUGAAUGGAGAAACCUUACAUUCCUGGAAUCGAUCAAAAUUGUUUCAUUCUUCAUUUUGAUUCG